AUGUAUUUAGCGAUAUCUACAAGACCAGAUAUAGCGUAUGCCGCAAAUUUUAUGAGUCAAUUUAACAGCAACUACACUGAAGAGCAUUGGAAAUCAGCAAAAAGAAUUUUACGUUACGUCAAGGGCACAGUACAACAGGGUUUACUGUAUAAGAAGACAGGCGCAGAUUUGUAUGGUGUAGUCGAUGCCGAUUGGGGAGCAAAUUCAACAGACAGACGAUCGUAUUCAGGUUUUGCAUUUAUAUAUGCUGGGUCGUCUAUAAGUUGGGAAGCACGGAAGCAACGUACUGUUUCGCUUUCCAGUACUGAGUCAGAGUACAUCGCCAUAACUGAGGCGGCUAAGGAAGCCCUUUCUUUAAAAGGCGCUUUGAAAGAGGUGGGAAUUGAGUGUACCAGCGUAAAGUUAUUUAACGAUAACCAGAGUGCACAAAAGCUAGCAGUAUCUUCGAAUUUCCACCCUCGGACGAAGCAUAUUGAUGUACGGCAUCAUUUUAUCCGAGACUGCGUACGAGAUAAGGCAAUUACACUAGAGUAUAUGUCAACACUGAAAAUGCCAGCGGACAUAUUAACCAAGGGUCUUACGGAACUGAAGCAUAGUAAUUGUUCAUCAAGUUUGGGCCUUACCGAAUGCAAUCAAGAAGAAGAAUAA
Molecule: messenger RNA, 648 nt
Organism: Bactrocera dorsalis (oriental fruit fly)
Lineage: Eukaryota; Metazoa; Arthropoda; Insecta; Diptera; Tephritidae
Exons: 1
Coding region: 1-648 (215 amino acids)
Source: RefSeq, a predicted model, not a curated record